AUUCAUGCAGUGAAUCUGAAUCAAUCGCAGCGCAUUCUUUUCUGCAUGUUACAAUAAGCUAUUGAGUACGAAAGUAUUUUUACAUCAGAAAAUUUUCAAAUACGGAGCAGUCUACAUUUUGGAACAGUUGUUGGUACUGAAUGAAAUGAUUUGAUCACACAAACAACCAAUCCUUGUAAUAAACAGAAGAUCUUUGACAGUUAAACUUCAUGUAAUAUUUCAAUAAAAUUACCGUCGAGAAGGGUUUGCUGAUGUUGCGUUUCUUCAGGAGAAAGGCAUUGUUGUUGCGGAUGAUCAUCCAGUUCAGAUGGGACGACAUCUUGUCAGGCCUGCAAUGAAAAAUCAUAGUUUAGAACAUUGCAUAUUUAUCGAGAUACUCUCACGUAUAAGAAAACCAAUGAUAGGUUUCCUCGUUAUGCCUCAAGGUCAUCUCAUUUUUUCGCGAAUCCCACAUUCUGGGAUCGAAAAACGCGUGGAGUAAGCGCGAGCACAUAACCUCGAUAGAGAUCAAAAACUCUGCCACGUGCUCCGAUUUCGCAGCGAUUUUCGGCCACGCAGAUUUUCACGGCAAUAAACAAAGAGAACAAUCGAACUCCGCAGUUUACGAUUUUCACGGAAUUUCUCGAAAAAUCAACCCUUAAAUCGUGUAAAAUUGAAUAAAAUUACCUGCUUCUACUGAUUCUCGUAAAAGCUGAUGCGGAAAGAGGAAGAGCGAGGGAAGCUGCUGCUUCCGAAAAUCAACGUCGACGUCAGCGCCACUUGAGCCAGGUUCGACAACGUUGCGACUCCAAAGACGCCUGUAAAAAAAUAUACACGUGCGGUGCGUUGUCAACAAGGCACAUGUUUCGGCUUUAAACAAUUAGUGAUUAUUGUUAAAUUAUGGCGAAAAAAGUGUUGAAAAGGAAGAGGAAAGAGGCGGAGAAGACCGAGGCAGAGGAGAAAAAAGUCGAGUUGCCACCGGCUAAGAGGUUUUCCGACGAACCCGUUCCCAAAAAGACAAAAUGGGUAAACAGACAAAGGGUACUGGUCUUUGCCUCUCGAGGAAUCAACCACAGGGAUCGUCAUCUUAUGGAUGAUUUAAAGACUUUAAUGCCACAUCACAGACCAGAGUCCAAAAUGGAAAGAGCAAAGAACUUGCAAGUUGUCAAUGAAAUAUGUGAAAUGAAGAAUUGCAAUAAAGCAGUUAUGUUCGAGGGUCGGAGAAAAAGGGAUUUGUACAUGUGGUUGUCCAAUGUAUCUCAAGGCCCCUGUGCUAAAUUUCUUGUAGAAAACAUUUACACAAUGGGAGAGUUAAAAAUGACUGGAAAUUGUUUAAAGGGUUCCCGGCCAUUGCUUUCUUUUGAUGAAAACUUCAACUCUGCACCUCAUUACACCGUUUUAAAAGAAUUAUUGUCUCAAAUAUUUGGUGUUCCUAAUCAUCAUCCAAAGAGCCAGCCUUUCUUUGAUCACGUAUAUACUUUUAGUAUUUUAGAUAAUAGAGUCUGGUUUAGGAAUUAUCAAAUUAUUACAGAAGAGGGUGAACUAGCUGAAAUAGGACCAAGAUUUGUGUUAAAUCCAGUAAAAAUAUUUGCCGGCAGUUUUGGAGGAGAAACUUUAUGGGAUAAUCCCAACUACAUCUCACCUGCUAAGUACCGACAAACUAUUGCUAAGAAGGCUGGUGGAAAGUACAUGAACAGAUUAGAACAAAAAGUGGCAGCCCAAGCAAAUAAGCCGGAAGAAUCCUAUGCUCUUAAUCCAAUGGAUGAAAUAUUUAAAGGAGAAUUGCUAAAAAAAGCUGAAGAAAUUGAUGAGAAAGAAAACAAGGCCGAUUCAAAUACAGAACCGGCAGAGCUUCAGACAAAAAAACCUAAAAAAAAUAAGUUAAAACAGAAAAAACAAAAAUUAGGAGGUAAAGCAAAAAUUACCUCUGCUGUAAACUCAUCUAAAACUACAAAACCUACGAAAAAGAAAUUAGGUCUGAAAAUUAAAAAGAAAUCUAUUGUAAAUAAAAAAAAAUAAGUUAGAUAAAUAAAAGUAUUUUUUUUAUUCAAUAUUUGUAUUAUAUAUUUCGGAAUACACACGUUAUGUUUCAAUAAAAUAUAAGUAGUACAUUA
Messenger RNA from Nasonia vitripennis (jewel wasp), 2093 nucleotides. Its product is annotated as ribosome biogenesis protein BRX1 homolog. Bases 880 to 1998 code for a protein of 372 amino acids. Gene Ontology annotation, molecular function: rRNA binding. NCBI's taxonomy places the organism in Eukaryota, Metazoa, Arthropoda, Insecta, Hymenoptera, Pteromalidae. The transcript is spliced from 5 exons. Gene Ontology annotation, biological process: rRNA processing; ribosomal large subunit assembly. The record is from RefSeq and is a predicted model, not a curated record. Gene Ontology annotation, cellular component: nucleolus.